Molecule: messenger RNA, 2527 nt
Organism: Cyprinodon tularosa
Lineage: Eukaryota; Metazoa; Chordata; Actinopteri; Cyprinodontiformes; Cyprinodontidae
Product: gastrula zinc finger protein XlCGF57.1-like
Exons: 3
Coding region: 215-1630 (471 amino acids)
Biological process (GO): regulation of transcription by RNA polymerase II
Cellular component (GO): nucleus
Molecular function (GO): RNA polymerase II cis-regulatory region sequence-specific DNA binding; DNA-binding transcription activator activity, RNA polymerase II-specific
Source: RefSeq, a predicted model, not a curated record
UCAACAUCUACUGCUGGAUUUCACCAGGAUCCCCCAGAUCAUCUUACACCGGAUAGACCACUUGCAGGAUUAUGGUGGAAAAGAGGAGGAUUUCUCUGACCAGCAGCUCUGUGGACAGGAUAGGAAUUCCAGUUUGGACCAAGAAGAACCAAAACCUCUGCAGAUAAAAGAAGAGCAGCAAGAACCAGAACAUCCCUGGACAAAAGAGGAAACCAUGGAGCUCCCUAUUAGUGAGCAGAAAGAUCAGCUUGUUCUGAAGCAGGAGGCUGAAGGUACAGGAGACGAAGCCUUCCCAGACCGCCUGCAGGAUUAUGUUGGAAAAGAGGAGGAUUUCUCUGACCAGCAGCUCUGUGAACAGGAGGGAAAUUCCAGUUUGGGCCAAGAGGAACUAGAACCUCUGCAGAUCAAAGAAGAGCAGCAAAAGCCAGAACAUCCCUGGACAAAAGAGGAAAUCAUGGAGCUCCCCAUUAGUGAGCAUGAAGAGCAGCUUGUUCUCAUGGAGGAGACUCCAGAUACAGGGGAGAAACCUUUCCGAUGUAUUACAUGUGGAGAAAACUUUUUAAUAAAAGAAGAUUUAAUAGUUCAUAUUAGAACUCACACUGGUCAGAACAUUUAUGAAUGUCUGUCAUGUGGAAAAAUCUUUCUUGAGAAAUCUAAUUUUGAGAGACACAUCCAAAUUCAUACAAGUGAGAAGCCUUUCAAAUGUCUUUUCUGUGAAAAAAGCUUUGCCUUAAAGUCUCAUUUGACUAAACAUGUGAGAAUUCACACAGGUGAGAAGCCGUUCUCCUGUACAGUUUGUGGCAAAAGUUUUACUGAAAAAGGUAAUUUGACUGAACACAUGAGAAUUCACACUGGUGAGAAGCCUUUCCGAUGUCUAUCCUGUGGAAGAAGCUUCACAACGAAAUGUAAUCUUAACAGACAUAUCAGAAUUCACACUGGCGAGAAGCCUGUCAAAUGUCUUUCCAGUGGAAAAAGCUUUACCUUAAACUCUCACUUCAGUGCACACAUCGAAAAUCACAAAGGUGAGAGGCCUUUCAAUUGUAUGUCCUGUGGAAAAAACUUUGCCUCGAAGUCUAAUUUGAAUGAACACAUCAAAAUUCACACAGGUGAGAGGCCUUUCUCCUGUACGAUUUGUGGCAGAAGUUUUACUCUAAAAAGUAAUUUGGCUAAACACAUGAAAACUCACACAGGUGAGAAGCCUUUCAAAUGUAUGUGUUGUGGAAAAAGCUUCACUUUUAAUUAUGAUCUUAACAUACACAUGAGAACUCACACUGGUGAGAAGCCUUUCAAAUGUCUUUUCUGUGGAAAAACAUUUGCCUUAAAGUCUCAUUUGAAUGAACACAUCAAAAUUCACACUGGGGAGAAGUCUUUCUCUUGUACGAUUUGUGGCAAAAGUUUUACUCUAAAAAGUAAUUUGGCUAAACACAUGAAAACUCACACAGGUGAGAAGCCUUUCAAAUGUAUGUCCUGCGGAAAAAGUUUCACCUUUAAAUAUGAUCUUAAGACACACAUCAGAAUUCACACAGGUGAAAAGCCAUUCUCCUGUAUUACUUGUGGAAAAAAUUUUACUCAAAAAAUUUGCUUGACUAAACACAUGGCGACUCAUGUAAGAAACAUGUUUCAUCUAUGACACAUUAAACCAAUCUUAAAAUUAGAGAUUUAUUCUUUCACAUAAGAAUUCACAUCAGUUAACCCCACAGGAACGAACAGUAGAGGCCUUUUCCAUGUUUGACCUGUGAUGAAAUAGCUGUGUUUCUGUCAGGUCUAACAUCUAAAACACUGUAAAACAAGGAGACAAAGGCACAGAGUCAGAAUUAUUUUUACUCUCGAGGAGAGUAGGAAGAGACCGUGCAGGUACAUCUCCAACCCACUCUGCCGGUCUUUAGCUUUAUCCUCGCUAUUUAUUAAAGUCAGGGGGGGCCUAGUUACACAAGCUGAGGUUGCAAGAAAAGAAAUACAAUUCAAUUUGCAGCCUCAGUGAACAGGUCAAUUUGCAUUUAAAUAUCUUGCAUUCAAAUGAACCUCCUGGUUUUGUUAAGCUUGAGCAAUACUUCCUGAGAGUUGACCUAUACUGCUUGUGCAACACCUCUCUGGAACAGUGAUAUGUCACACAUUAUACAUCAUAAGAACAAACCUUAAGUAUCUUAUACAUAAUUAUUCCAACAGUUUCAAUCCAACAAAAAUGUGAACUUUAAGCAAACUUAUCAAAGAAAAACAAAAAAUGGCAAUUUGAAUCAGAGGUGUUUCUAUUUGGUUUGAAGCAAAUUAUCCAACUACAGCCAAGAGCAAUGUGAACAUAGGGGCUGCAAUAUACCAAUGACUGCAGAUCAAUAAUGGAAGAAAGUUUGAAUGAAUGAUGAGGAUAUGACUAAAAAAUCAAAUCCUUUUUGUUUUGGUCAUCUUGGACAAUUAUGAUUUUAAAUGAAGUACCGUAAAUCCUCUAAAAUUGGCCUGUAUUCCAUUAGCAGCUGGGUCCCUAAUAAUGGUCUGUCUCACUGUCGCCAGAGGUAAAUACUGGCCGGACUCU